GGCAGUCACAAGACCCGAGCGUCCAGGAGCACGAGCCUCCACAGCAGAGGGCGAGAGGCUCGAGCGCUUCGCGCGCGCGUUAUUUGGUUACAAGUUGGUGCGGGCGGCAUGGCGCGCGAGACUUCUCCACGGGCUCCCACGCUGCGGACGGGACGCCAGCGACGCUCCUCCUGCAGAAGCUGAGAGCCGCACGAGCUUCACGGUCCCCUGAACUCCCUCGCCCUCCUCUCCUUCCUCUCGCGCUCCUUCCUCUUCCUCUCCUUCUGUGAUGGUCGCGAAGCGAAAGGAGGGGCGAACGUCAGCGAGCCGGAGCGCGCGCUGAGGGAAGAUGUCCGCGCUGCCUGCCACCCACCCGAAAUCGAUUGUGUUACAGUCGAGGAGUCUCGCGCUUGACGUAUAAAACGGGACGCAUGUUCUCAAGGAAGACACGAGGCAGCCGCGUCUGUUCCUCUCACCCGCUCCUCCAGCGCUCCGGCUCGCUCCUCUGACCUCCUCGCGCCCAGAAGGCAGAACCUCAGAACCCCACCGGCGCGCGACACCGCUGAAAGGAAGCCAUGCAGGCUGAGAAGAGAUGGCACAUACUGUUGAGUAUAAUGGUUCUGCUCAUCACCUCCAGCCAGUGCAUGGACAGCAACGAAGGGAAGCAAAAGGAGAGGCGGACGCUGCUGGACCUACUGGUGCAGGCGCUCGGGGACGAGCAGCGGGACAAGCCGGUGUCCCGCCGCGUCUCGCUCUACUCCACGGCCCAACACGUGAAGCUCUCCUCGCGUGAAAAGGCCACACGUUUGCCCAAGCUGGACAACAGCAGGCCAAUAGAGAUCGUCCCAAGAGACGUAAGCGUAAAAGACAAGUUCAUUAAGCAUUUCACAGCAGGACCAGUCAAGUUCUCAUCUGAAUGCAGGACGCAUUUUCAUAGAAUUUACCACAACACAAGGGACUGUGCAAGGCCAGCAUACUACAAGCGAUGUGCAAGAUUGCUGACGAGGCUAGCAAUGAGUCCUCUGUGUGCUCAGCCGUAGAAACCGCAUGUCCUGAGGUCACAGAAGAAGACGUUGGAGUUUUUUUGGUUUCGUUUCGUUUUAUGUUCUUUUGUUUGGAUUUUCCAAGGAAGUGCCUUCCAAUCCCGACAGUAAACAGUCAUUAUGUUUUCGUCCGCUGUAGCAAUGUAACUGUAUUAUUAAAAUAUUAUUACAACCUUUUAGGUUUUUUUUUCAAUCAUGAUUUGUGUUGAUAUUAAAAUGCUUUCGAAAUAGAGUUUUGUUGAACAGCUUUGCUUUUUAUAUUAUGCGUUCUGAGAAGACUUGUUUAAUAUUGCAGCCAACUGUUUAUUUAUUUCAGUGAUAUGUAAAUAUUCCGUCCUGAUUACAAAAUAAUAUAUUUAAACGUGUCUGUGUGUCUGACUCGUCCAGCCGUCUCACCAGCUUUCAUCUGCUUUGUGAAUGUGACGUUUGCCUGCCUUUGUUCUGUCAUGCUGUCAUGCUCAUGAUGAUUAAUGUGGCACUUAUUAAUGAACUGACUUCGAUUA
Pygocentrus nattereri (red-bellied piranha) is the source of this 1525-nucleotide messenger RNA. RefSeq names its product ALK and LTK ligand 1 (gene alkal1). NCBI's taxonomy places the organism in Eukaryota, Metazoa, Chordata, Actinopteri, Characiformes, Serrasalmidae. The coding region runs from base 555 to 1019 and encodes 154 amino acids. Gene Ontology annotation, molecular function: receptor tyrosine kinase binding; receptor signaling protein tyrosine kinase activator activity. The transcript is spliced from 6 exons. The record is from RefSeq and is a predicted model, not a curated record. Gene Ontology annotation, biological process: positive regulation of ERK5 cascade; positive regulation of ERK1 and ERK2 cascade.